This is a messenger RNA of Camelus dromedarius (Arabian camel), 957 nucleotides long. It is a transcript of the gene PSMB9, whose product is annotated as proteasome 20S subunit beta 9. Bases 245 to 904 code for a protein of 219 amino acids. NCBI's taxonomy places the organism in Eukaryota, Metazoa, Chordata, Mammalia, Artiodactyla, Camelidae. Gene Ontology annotation, cellular component: proteasome core complex. Gene Ontology annotation, molecular function: threonine-type endopeptidase activity. The record is from RefSeq and is a predicted model, not a curated record. The transcript is spliced from 6 exons.
UCGCCUCCUCUAGCGGAUCUCCCUGUCAGGACUUUCUUACCCCAGCCUCUGGGCGGGGCUCUUCCGUCAUUUGUCUCCGGGCAGAUCUGCCCCGUACAGGUUAGCGCCCGGGUGCCAAGGCUCACAGAGAGGACCCAGGCGCCCCCUGGCGGGCGUAACGAAGGGGCGGGGCUGCAGGCAGAGCACAGCGCGCUGUCCCAGGUCGGAAACCAGCGCCCCAGGCAGCGAGGAGCGUGGCGCCGGGAUGCUGCUGGCCGGAGCACGUACCGGGGAUUUACCUCGGGCCGGAGAAGUCCACACUGGGACAACCAUCAUGGCAGUAGAGUUUGACGGGGGCGUGGUGGUGGGAUCUGAUUCCCGGGUGUCGGCAGGACAGGCGGUGGUAAACCGAGUGUUUGACAAGCUGUCGCCCCUGCACCAGCGUAUCUACUGUGCUCUCUCUGGCUCAGCUGCUGAUGCCCAGGCCAUAGCUGACACGGCCGCCUACCAGCUGGAGCUCCAUGGGAUGGAACUGGAAGAACCUCCACUUGUUCUGGCUGCUGCAAACGUGGUAAGGAAUAUCACCUAUAAAUACCGGGAGGACCUGUCCGCACAUCUCAUGGUAGCUGGCUGGGACCAACGUGAAGGGGGCCAGGUAUACGGAACCAUGGGAGGAAUGCUGAUUCGACAGCCCUUUGCCAUUGGUGGCUCGGGCAGCACCUAUAUCUACGGUUAUGUGGAUGCAGCGUAUAAACCAGGCAUGUCCCCUGAGGAGUGCAGACGCUUCACCACGAACGCUAUUGCUCUGGCCAUGAACCGGGAUGGCUCUAGUGGGGGUGUCAUCUACCUGGUCACCAUUACAGCUGCUGGUGUGGACCAUCGAGUGAUCUUGGGCAAUGAGCUGCCGAAAUUCUAUGACGAGUGAAUCUUCCUCAGACUUCCCUUGUUUACUUUGUAAUAAACUUUCUGGGGCCAGAA